This is a messenger RNA of Petromyzon marinus (sea lamprey), 1321 nucleotides long. It is a transcript of the gene TPPP3, whose product is annotated as tubulin polymerization promoting protein family member 3. Gene Ontology annotation, cellular component: microtubule. Gene Ontology annotation, biological process: positive regulation of protein polymerization; microtubule polymerization; microtubule bundle formation. Gene Ontology annotation, molecular function: tubulin binding. NCBI's taxonomy places the organism in Eukaryota, Metazoa, Chordata, Hyperoartia, Petromyzontiformes, Petromyzontidae. The record is from RefSeq and is a predicted model, not a curated record.
GAGGCGCCCAGCAACAGCGGGAGGGGCCGCGCGCUGCACCUGGGCGCGAGGCGCUGCGCAUUUAAAGCCCCGCUCAGGUGUGGGUGCGUGGAGACUGCUGCUACUGCUGCUGCUGCUACGACUGCUGCUGCUGCUGCGAUAUCUCCACUGCUGCUGCACAUCGCUCGCGCGGAGAUGGCCGACGGGAUGGACAUGGCCUCCAUCGAGGAGACGUUCAGGAGGUUCGCCGUGCACGGCGACACCAAGGCGAGCGGCAAGGAGAUGAACAACAAGAAUUGGGCGAAGCUGUGCAAGGACUGCAAGGUGAUCGACGGGAAGGGCGUGACCAGCACGGACGUCGACAUCGUCUUCUCCAAAGUCAAGGCCAAGUCGGCUCGCACCAUCACCAUCACGGAGUUCCACGCCGCCAUUGCCGAGCUCGCGCCCAAGCGCUUCAAGGGCCGGAGCGCCGAGGAGGCGCUGCCAGCGCUGCACGCGCUGCUGGCCGGGGCUGCUCCGUCCAACACCGGCGUCACGAAAGCGGCGGCGGUGGGCGGCGUGGAUCGGCUCACGGACGCCUCCAAGUACACGGGCUCGCACAAGGAGCGCUUCGACGCAGACGGAAAGGGGAAGGGCAAGACGGGUCGCGCCGACACCGUGGUGAACUCGGGAUACGUGGGCAACUACAAGGGCGUGGGUACCUACGGCGACAAGGUGGCCAAGUGAGAGGGAGCGCCCCCCGCUCUUCUCCCCCCCCACCCCCCCCCCCACCACCCCAGCCUCUGAAUGCCACUAAGCUCCUUCACAGACACCCACCGCUGUGAAAAAAGAGCUUCAUAGCUCAUCGGAUUCCCUCCAGUCUAAAUAAAGAUCCUGAUACCGAGCCACCGGCGCCAACUGUGCACCUCACCGCCCCCGGCCUCGCCCUGCCAAGGGCCCCCACAGCCGCACGCGCGGUUUCAUACGCACGGGGCACGCGUGCCAUUGCGUCGGAGCGGCGGUGUUGUUGGCCACCGUUGCACGAGCGAGCACUUUGAGACAGUGGGGGCCGCGAGCGGCACGGCAUCUGCCCCGACCGCAGCCUCCGCGUGUCGCUCGGAAUGACCCGGAUUGGUUCGUUGAGCUUCGAGCAAGUUCGCUGAAGUCAAACAAUUCAAAGAAUCUCACGAUGCCCGGCAGAGAUAAGGCGUCGUCGAGUUACCAAAUGAGAUAGAGACAGAGCAAAAGAUUAGAGGAGCAGUGAGUCCGUGUGCGCACGUGUGUGUGUGUCAGUGUGUGCGUACGGUGUGUGUGUGUGUGUCAGUGUGUGCGUACGGUGUGUGUGUGUGUGCGUACGGUGUGU